Messenger RNA from Hyphopichia burtonii NRRL Y-1933, 809 nucleotides. RefSeq lists its product as uncharacterized. NCBI's taxonomy places the organism in Eukaryota, Fungi, Ascomycota, Pichiomycetes, Serinales, Debaryomycetaceae. The coding region runs from base 154 to 753 and encodes 199 amino acids. The transcript has a single exon. Gene Ontology annotation, molecular function: metal ion binding. The record is from RefSeq and is a predicted model, not a curated record.
GUGCUUUGGGCAUGGCUCUUUUUUUUUUUUUUCCGAGGGCGAGUGGUUAUGUUCCGAGGGUGGUAUCUGCUCAUCGCCAGUUCUCCAGAAUCGUUUACAUAGCCAUAUGAACAACGAUAAAAAUAGCACCCUGAUCAUUAAGAGCACCCUGUCAUGAAUUCCAACGAAUGGCUCCUUGACGGACUCCCCACGCACUUGCCCAACGAAGAGGCAGAAACCCCCGAGCCCAGACCCCAACCCAAGCCAGAAAGUGAUCCCUCAGACGACGAACAGGUGACCUUGAUUCCAGGCACAAAUAUAUCAUUACAGACAGACGAAGACAUUGCUAAGUGGAUAGAAGAACGGAAGAAGAAAUGGCCUACAAAUAGAAGAGUUCAGGAAAAGCAGCAGCAGCAGCAGCUGCUGCUGCCAGCAAAAAGACUGGCUGCCGAUGAUCAACCAAAGAAGAAACAAAAGACCGUUUGCCGGUUUUACCAACAACAUAAACGGUGUAAGUUUGGGAACCAAUGCAGUUUUGUUCACGAGACUCAGCAAAGUAAGCCCUCUUCUGGCAGCACCAAGAUGUUGAACGGAAUCGAAAUCAACGUCCCGAAAAGAUUCACCAACGAGAUGUACGUAAAUCCAGCCACUAAUUCUUCUUUGUACAAGAUGUUGGUUCAACGGGACUUGUACCUGAAUCAAAACGAGAUUGUUCUUGAUUUUAUCGAGUAUUUAUACGAUAAAGGCUUAAUUGACGAAAACGUUAAUUUAUGAAGUAAUGACAUAUAUAGAUAUAUAAUAAUAAAUACUUUUAAUGAUCAACAUGGGGU